Molecule: messenger RNA, 825 nt
Organism: Hevea brasiliensis (rubber tree)
Lineage: Eukaryota; Viridiplantae; Streptophyta; Magnoliopsida; Malpighiales; Euphorbiaceae
Exons: 1
Coding region: 269-664 (131 amino acids)
Source: RefSeq, a predicted model, not a curated record
AGAUUUAACUCUAGUGGGCUAAAACCACCACCGGCCUCUGAAUUGGUCAACCAAACCCUUUUUUUUUUUUUUCUAUUUCCUUCUACUUUCCCCCGUUUCAGACCGUUGUUGAUCACCAAAUCCUACAAUCCCGUCAUCGUAGAUCGUCUAAUCUUCCUAAAAAUCCUUUGCUUUCGAUUUGUUUCCUAUACUCGUCCAACAAGCUAAGGUUACGGCGAUUAGCCUCCUGAUCUCCACCGAAUUUCACCGUUUCCCUAACAAUUAUUUAAUGGAUCCAUCGGCGCCCAAUUUAUCAAUUUUGGCCUCUUUAUGUCUCGCCGUUGCCAUUUUUGGACUUUGCUGGCCGGUCGCCCAAUCUAAACCUGAAGAUGGAAUGGUGAUUCAGCAAAUUACCAGCAAAGAAGGCGGUGCGUGCGCCGGAGUCACUGCUCCAGCGUCAUGCCCGAUCAAUUGCUUCCGCAUGGACCCCGUCUGUGGUGUCGAUGGAGUGACAUACUGGUGUGGGUGUGCUGAUGCUAUGUGCGCUGGUACUCCGGUUUCCAAAUCAGGGGCUUGUGAACUGGAAAAUGGCGGCAGCGCUUCUCUUCCUCGUCAGGCGCUUCUUUUGGUCCAUAUUCUCUGGCUUAUCUUGCUCGGUUUUUCUUUAUUGUUUGGUCUUUUCUAAUCUGAAAGGAACAGAGUUUACAGUUGUUCUCUUUCCUUUUGUUCUUAUGCUGUUGUGUUGUAUGUGGCCGGGAUUGUUACAGUUAGGCAUUGUGCGAGAGAGAUUUUUUUCAUGUAUGUAACUUCUUUAAUUAAAUAACAAUUGCAUUAUGAUUCUUUGUA